AAUACUCACAAGGGUUGGUUGCACGAUAAAUUACGAGUUCUCCUAAAAUCUCGAGUGUUAGGACGAGGGCGUCACCGGAUUUCAAAUAUUCAUACCUUCUGACUUGGAAAACUUGUUUUAUAUUUUUCUUUGCUUCUCAUGUUGACCUUUGUCUGUCAUCAAACAGCAAAAUCUCUAUCCUGCUCCAUUAUUUACUCCACAUUAAAGUUUAAUUCUUCAACUUUUUUUUCAAUAAAACAGUAGUUAGGUGCUCAUUAAAGAUAGCAAUGGGGAUUUGCUGACAAGGGUUUUUCCUCUCCUCAUCUCUUAAAUUGUCACCCUUUUCAAGAAACAUCAUAACUUCUCUACAGACUACAACUACAAGUACCCAAAAACACAUAGUUGCAUGCAGUUUAAUACGCGUCUCUUCUCAACCAACAUCAUCAAAUCUUCUUGUCCCAUAAUUACUGCACUCUGCAGAGCCCAACUGCACAUUUUUUUCAUAAUCUUCUGCAUGCAAAACAUAAGUCUAAUGAGUCAAACACUGGCCUUUUGUUUCCUUCAUCACUUGCUUCUUUAGUUUGCUGUGAAUCUUGGUCUCAGACAAACAUGGCAACAACAUUCUUGUCAAAACAUGUGUUUAGUCAUCCUUUGUUUCUUGUUCUUUGCCUCUUCUUUGUUGCUAGCUCUGUUGUCUGCAAGCAUUCAUCAUCAAAAACUUUAUAUGUUCUUCUUGAAGUGAGACAGUCAUUUGUAGAUGACCCACAGAAUGUACUUAAAGAUUGGUCUGUAAAGAAUCCAAAUUUUUGUACAUGGAGAGGGAUUUCAUGUGGAAGAGACCCUAAAGAUGGCUCACUUCAUGUAAUGAGUUUGAACCUUUCUGAUUCUUCACUCACUGGAUCAAUAUCUCCCUCUCUAGGCCAUUUGAAUGACCUGCUCCACCUUGAUCUUUCUUUAAACCAGCUCUCAGGCCCUAUCCCACCUAAUCUCUCUAACCUUUCUUCUUUACAAACUUUACUACUAUUCUCUAACCAACUCUCAGGGCCCAUACCAACUCAACUUGGAUCACUUUACAGCCUCCAAGUGCUUCGAAUUGGCGAUAACGGGUUGACAGGGGAGAUUCCAAGCUCAUUUGGUGAUCUUGAGAACUUGGUUGUGCUUGCUUUGGCCUCUUGUAGUCUCAAUGGCACAAUUCCUAAAGAAAUUGGGAAACUUGGGUCACUUCAGAAUCUUAUCUUGCAGCAAAAUGAGUUGCAUGGGCCUAUUCCAGGUGAGCUUGGCAACUGUUCUAGUCUUGUUGUGUUCACUGCAGCUGAAAAUUUUCUGAAUGGGUCAAUCCCAGCUGAAUUGAGCAAUCUCAAGAAUCUUGAAAAUUUAAAUCUUGCUAAUAACACUUUGUCUGGUGAAAUUCCAAGUGAGCUUGGGGAAUUGGACCAGCUUGUUUAUCUGAACUUUCUUGGUAAUCAGCUUGAAGGGUCAAUUCCGAAGUCUCUUGGAAAAUUGGGAAAUCUUGUAAAUCUUGAUCUUUCUGGAAACAAGCUGACUGGUGAGAUUCUUGGUGAGUUUGGCAACAUGGGUCAGCUUCUUUUCUUGGUCUUGUCAAGUAACAAUCUCUCUGGGACAAUUCCAAGAAGUAUUUGCUCUAAUACAACUAGUUUAGAGCAUAUGAUGAUCGGUGAAAAUCGCCUUUUUGGCGAAAUCCCAAGGGAGUUGAAAGAUUGCAGGAAGCUUAAACAGCUUGAUUUGUCCAAUAAUACACUAAAUGGAUCAAUCCCAUUGGAACUUUUUGAGCUUGUUGAACUGACUGAUCUUACACUCAACAAUAAUACUCUGGAUGGUUCCAUUUCUCCAUUUAUAGCAAACCUCACCAAUCUUCAGACAUUGGCAUUGUACCAGAAUAAUUUGAAGGGUAAUCUGCCAAGAGAAAUUGGAAUGCUUGGGAAACUCGAGAUUUUGUAUUUGUAUGACAAUCAUUUGUCCGGGGAGAUUCCAGUGGAGAUUGGUAACUGCUCUAGCUUACAAUGGUUUGAUUUGUAUGGAAAUCAUUUCUCUGGGCAAAUCCCUGUGACACUCGGAAGGCUAGAGCAACUGAAGUUUCUUCAUCUCAGAGAGAAUGAUCUUUCGGGCAAAAUUCCAGCCACUUUGGGUAACUGUCAUCAAUUAACAGUUCUUGAUUUAGCAGAUAACAGACUCUCUGGAGGAAUUCCCGAGACUUUCGGAUAUCUUCAAGCCCUGCAACAGUUCAUGCUUUACAACAAUUCCCUUGAAGGUAACCUUCCCAGUGGCCUAACUUAUCUUGCAAACUUGACUAGAGUAAAUCUUUCGAAUAAUAGGCUAAAUGGUAGCAUUGCUGCAUUGUGUAGCUCGCAUUCUUUUCUUUCCUUUGAUGUCACAAACAAUGCAUUUGAUAAUGAAAUUCCGCUUUUACUUGGUAAAUCACUCUCACUUGAAAGGCUGAGGCUAGGGAAAAAUCAUUUUGUCGGGGAAAUUCCUUGGACAUUAGGAGAAAUACAAAAACUUACACUCCUAGAUCUUUCUGCCAAUUCACUCACUGGUUCAAUACCACCCCAGCUUUCUAUGUGCAAAUCACUGACCCAUAUUGAUCUUAAUAACAACCAUCUAUCUGGUCAAAUCCCGUCGUGGCUAGGAAACUUGAGUAACCUGGGAGAAUUGAAGCUCUCUUUCAAUCAGUUCUAUGGCCCUCUUCCACCAGAACUAUUCAAUUGUUCUGAUCUUUUGGUCCUUUCUCUUGAUGGCAAUGCUCUCAAUGGAACAAUCCCUACUGAAAUUGGCAAACUUGGGUCAAUUAAUGUCCUCAAUCUUGACAGCAACAAUUUUUCUGGACCAAUUCCUCCAGCCAUUGGUGGGCUAAGGAAGCUUUAUGAGCUUCGGCUUUCAAGAAACAGCUUCAGUGGUGAAAUACCAUUUGAGCUUGGACAACUCCAAGACCUUCAGAGCAUUCUAGACCUUAGCCACAACAACCUCACAGGCCAAAUACCAUUUUCCUUCGGAAAACUGAUCAAACUUGAAUCACUGGAGUUAUCUGAGAAUAAACUUGCUGGAGGAGUACCACCCCAGCUUAUUGAAAUGAGCAGCUUGACCCGCCUGAAUCUUUCCCACAACAAUCUUCAAGGGAAGCUUGACAAGCGUUAUUCACACUGGCCAGUCGAUUCAUUUGCUGGAAAUACAGGCCUCUGUGGAAGCCCUCUUGAAAAUUGCAAUGAUGUUGAUUCCAACAGUCAGCAAUCAGGCUUGAAGCAAUCAUCAGUAGUUGUCAUUUCAGCAAUAUCAGCAAUUGUAGCCAGUGUCCUAAUGUUAAUAGGAGCUGCCCUCUUCCUUAAACACAAGCGAGAUUCUAUCAGAAGAGCAAAUGACAUCAGUUAUACUUACUCUUCAAGAUCUUCCAAGGCAUCAAGGAGGCCUUUCUUUCAGUACGGGGCUGACAAGGAUCACUUCAGAUGGGAAGCAAUUAUGGAAGCGACAGAUGAUUUGAGUGAUGAGUUCAUAAUUGGGUCAGGCGGAUCAGGAACAGUCUACAAAGCUGAACUGUUAACUGGUGAAACCAUAGCAGUCAAGAAGAUACAGAGAAAGGAUGAUCCUUUGAUGGACAAAAGCUUUGGACGAGAAGUGAAGACACUUGGGAUGAUAAGGCACAGGCAUUUAGUGAAGUUGCUGGGAUACUGCCGCAAUAGAGGAGAAGGGCCAAACUUGCUGAUAUACGAGUUCAUGGAAAACGGAAGUGUGUGGGAUUGGUUGCACAAACAACCACUCAAUGCCAAGAAAAAGAAGUGCCUUGAGUGGGAAACAAGAUUGAGGAUUGCAGUUGGAUUAGCCCAUGGUGUCGAAUAUUUGCAUCAUGAUUGUGCCCCCAAGAUCAUUCACAGGGAUAUAAAAUCCAGCAAUGUGCUGUUAGAUUAUAGCAUGGAAGCACAUUUGGGAGAUUUUGGAUUGGCAAAGACAAUCUCAGACAACGAGUCGAUCACAAUUGAAUCUAACACUUGCUUUGCAGGAUCCUACGGUUAUAUUGCUCCAGAGUAUGCUUAUUCAAUGAAAGCAACAGAGAAAAGCGAUGUUUACAGUAUGGGAAUUGUGCUGAUUGAGCUCGUGAGCGGUCGGAUGCCAACUGAUGGAAGCUUUGGAGAGAAUAUGGACACGGUUAGUUGGCUCGAGUCCCGGAUUAAUGCUCAAGGAUCUGAUCACGAUGAGCUGAUAGACCCAGCUCUGAGACCGCUCUUGCCAAAUGAAGAGAGUUCUGCAUUCCAAGUGCUUGAGAUAGCGAUGGAGUGCACAAAAACUGCACCAACCGAGAGGCCAUCUUCGCGAGAAGUUAGUGAUCUUCUCGUCCAUGUCUACAAUGAUAGGAUGCAUCAAAUGGAAAAGAUGAGUCCAGAUUCAUAUGCAUAGUAACUAAGCUUAGUCUGUUAUGAAAAUUCUCUGAAAUGGAUUGGUAUAUAACCUGAUAUAUUAGUGUUUAUUAUAUAUUUGGACAGAGUUCUGGGGAGUGGGAUCUUGGAUUAGUGCAAGUAAAACGUUCGUAAGAAUUAAGAUUAAUGAAGAGUACAUUGGUUUGCUUUCA
Daucus carota subsp. sativus is the source of this 4555-nucleotide messenger RNA. RefSeq names its product LRR receptor-like serine/threonine-protein kinase GSO1. The transcript is spliced from 2 exons. Gene Ontology annotation, biological process: protein phosphorylation. Gene Ontology annotation, molecular function: protein binding; ATP binding; protein kinase activity. Lineage: Eukaryota; Viridiplantae; Streptophyta; Magnoliopsida; Apiales; Apiaceae. The record is from RefSeq and is a predicted model, not a curated record. Bases 589 to 4383 code for a protein of 1264 amino acids.